Aspergillus mulundensis is the source of this 1338-nucleotide messenger RNA. RefSeq lists its product as uncharacterized. Lineage: Eukaryota; Fungi; Ascomycota; Eurotiomycetes; Eurotiales; Aspergillaceae. The transcript has a single exon. The record is from RefSeq and is a predicted model, not a curated record. Bases 1 to 1338 code for a protein of 445 amino acids.
AUGGAUCUCUUUGGACGACUGCCACCGGAGCUUAUCCAUCAGAUUAUCUUUUACCUUGCUGACUUCCCCGAUGUAGAGAGUAUCGUCUCCGCGUCCCCACGCGUCAGCGCGGUCUUGCAUGCCCGCCCAAAGCUCGCUCACGACCUGCUACGAGCAAAUUCAAUCACAGGGACACCAGAGAUACAGAGGAUAUGCUAUCAUACUGCUUUUAUUGACGCUGGUUUGAUUCGCUGCACAGAUCUCCGUCACUACCAAUAUGCAUGCCGCAGUAUGCCCAUCGGCAGCUAUGCGGAAGCGCUCUGUAUAAUCAAGCUAGCUGCACGGAUACAGCGCCUGGCUUGUGCUUGUCUAUCCCUUAGUCAAGAGAACUUCGUCACCGCCGUCGGCAAACAUCCUGCGCUUGGGGAACUGGCUUCCGAACGCGCACAGUUGGUUAAUACAUCCUUUACUUGGAUGGAAGAGUACCGCGUAUACUGGGCUCUAUGGCGCCUUCAGCACUACUCCGAGCUUCGAAAAGCUGCGAAAGGGCGUUGGGGCUGGGACGAGACGUCAGUGGAGAACCUGGAUGCUUACCUCGUCUGGAAUUUCAUAGACGAACGGCUCGCAGAGCGUAUGUGGACAGUGGCCGCUUUACUGUCAGACUUAGGGCUCGAGGCAGUAUACGGUCACUAUUCCUUGCAGGAUAAGCCGGAAGUGUUAACACAAUACCCGUAUUCGGAGCGGGAUUUUUUAUCACAAGAUUCAGAGGGGCAAGAGUCCUCCCUUGCUGCCUGGACGUUUCCCCGAAACACACCAAUACCCUUUAUCCCGCUGCUUGACCUGCCUUCUCCGACUGGACAUGGUCGAAGUACCACCAAGCCCUCGUCAAUAUGGAUACCGCCGCCGGAGCCGGGUAAAGAUGCGGAUACGAUUAUAUGGCGUCUUAUAAACGAGUACACUUCAACGGAACAAGAGCACCUGGGGGAACUCCGUCUUAUCGCCAGGGUUGACUCGUCAUUACGCCGCCCAUCAUAUACCAUGGCGGACAUGAAACCGUGGCGACGCCUGGGAAUAGCCCUCUGGGACACGUGGCGCAUGAGUGGUGCUGGACUGUCCUCGCUUCCCUCACCAAACGGAGUAACUGCACCAAACGGAGUACCUGAUACUGACACUGACGACUUCUUAAUGGCUAGGGUGGAUAUGCACACAAGCUUGGCAUUAAUGGUUGGGAGGCCUUCUGCCGACUGGAUGAGGGCGGAGUACUUAAGGGACUCAGAGGAGGAGGAGGGGAGGGAGGAGGAGGAGAGGGAGGAGGAGGAGAGGGAGGAGGAGGGGGAGGAGGAGGGGGAGGAGGAGUAG